Trichoplax adhaerens is the source of this 969-nucleotide messenger RNA. RefSeq lists its product as uncharacterized. The transcript is spliced from 9 exons. The record is from RefSeq and is a predicted model, not a curated record. Lineage: Eukaryota; Metazoa; Placozoa; Uniplacotomia; Trichoplacea; Trichoplacidae. Gene Ontology annotation, biological process: protein dephosphorylation. Gene Ontology annotation, cellular component: nucleus. Bases 1 to 969 code for a protein of 322 amino acids. Gene Ontology annotation, molecular function: protein binding; protein serine/threonine phosphatase activity.
AUGGCUAGUCCUGUUGGCGAAGCUGCGGAAACGGAAAUAAUUACCAUUAUUGUAAAAUGGAGUGGGAAGGAAUACCCAAUUGAUACGGUAUCUUUGAGAAACACCGUAGGUCAUUUAAAAUUAGCUGUAGAAGCCAAAACUGGUGUCUUAGCAAGACGCCAGAAACUACUUGGAUUAAAAUACAAAGCUAAACCACCAGCUGAUGAUGUACCAUUGAAUCAGCUCAAUCUUAAACCAAAUUGUAAAAUCAUGAUGAUGGGAACGCGCGAGGAAGCUUUGGAAGAGGUUAUUAAUCCAUCUACAGAUUGGGGUAAUAAUGUAGUCAAUGAUUUAGAGGUUGAAGAGGAGGAAGAGAUUGCAAUUGAAAAUAGGGAAAUCUAUCUGAAAAAGAUUAAAAGACGUGUUGCAGAGUAUUCGGUAGAAGAAAUUAAUCCAUUUCGUAAUGGCAAGAAACUACUCGUCCUCGAUAUUGACUAUACACUCUUUGAUCACAGAUCAGUUGCUGAUCAUCCAUUACAACUAAUGAGGCCGUAUCUACACCAAUUUUUAACAGCUGCCUACGAAGACUAUGACAUAGUAAUCUGGUCUGCCACUAAUAUGAAGUGGGUUCAACUAAAAAUGAAAGAACUUGGAGUAUUAGAAAAUUCAAACUACAAAAUCGCUUUUCUGCUGGAUAAUUUGGCUAUGAUAAGUAUUCAAACUGAAAAACGCGGUGUUAUUGAUGUAAAGCCUCUUGGUGUAAUCUGGGGAAAGUAUCCACGCUACCAUAAAGGUAACACUAUCAUGUUCGACGAUGUCAGGUCCAACUUUUUAAUGAAUCCUCAAAGUGGUUUAAGGAUACGCCCUUUUCGGGAAGCGCACAAAAAUCAGCAAACAGAUAAAGAAUUACUAAAACUGAAGAAAUAUCUAAAAAGAAUUGCAAAAUUAGACGAUUUCACUGAACUAAAUCAUCGACGAUGGGAAAGGUAA